Messenger RNA from Aureobasidium vineae, 669 nucleotides. NCBI's taxonomy places the organism in Eukaryota, Fungi, Ascomycota, Dothideomycetes, Dothideales, Saccotheciaceae. The record is from the annotation of a GenBank genome assembly.
AUGUCUUCAACCACACAAGAUCCACAAGCCUCCACGGCACCCACAGACCUCCUGUCCGAAAUGCUAGACCCAUCCGCUCGCAUCGAAGAACUGUCCUCGGCACAAGAAGAAGAAAUCCAGGAAGCGGACUCCGACUCCGACUACGAGACUUCCGACAGUGACGAUGGUCAGAAUGUACAUGGCUGGAUGGCCUCCAAGCUCCCACCCAACCUACCUUUCUACUUUGCGUCUCCCGGUCCACUACAAGAUGAUCUAAAGACGUCAACAUCAGUCGCCCAGGAAAAGACAAUGAGNGAGGUCAUAGACCUGAUGACGGGGAAAGGCCAGACCAUCUUGGACGUCAACACAUAUGGUCUGCCACACCUCUUGAAGAACAAGCAUGCUGCCUUCCUUCGCACGAUAUUGGGCAAGUACCCACCGCCGUUCCAGGUCAUGGAUGCUAGUCGACCGUGGCUGUUGUACUGGGCUCUCAAUGGUCUGAGAACACUGGGAGUCGAUGUCAGCGAGUACAAGCAAAGGUGCAUUGACACCUUUACGCCAUUGCAAAACACAGAGGGCGGCUUUGGUGGUGGCUAUGGUCAUCUCUCUCAUGCCGCUGCGAGUUAUGCUGCCACGCUAAGUUUGGCCUUGGUGGGAGGUCUCGACAUGAUUGAUCGUAGAGCCAUGUAA